CUCACACGCUCUCUUGUCCUAUUUAACCAGAGGCGCGGUUCCCUCUAGCUUCAGUUGACCAGCCGCCUCUGAUCAUCUCACUCCUUGCCGCCUCUCUCGCCGCCUCCAGCAAGGAGCUCCAGCAUUCCACCUCCUGACGAACGGAGCCUUGCAUAACUAUGAAGGGAGAGGGAGCAACAGCGGGGCGUGGCAGUAUCCCCCUCACACCUGCAUUCCUUUUUCUCCUGGCCCUCUGCCUCCCUGCCCUUCCUCUUGCUACAGCGGUCGUCCCCAGGUGCAUGAUGCCUCCGGACUCCCACAUGGGAAGGUUGUCGACGAACAGCGACGAGUGGUACAAGCCUCAUGGGGACGACCUCUUCGGGGCGGCCGGUGGGGAGCUGCUGAGGGAGAUGAAGGCGUCUAAUAUAAGGAAGAACCUGAAGUACCUGACCACGCAGGGCCACAUGGCGGGCACCAAGCACGACCUGGACCAGGCGGAGCACCUGCGGAAGGCAUGGUUGCAGCAAGGUCUCGACCAGGUGUUUCUGCAACCCUACAACGUGCAGCUCUCCAAGCCCCAGGCUGACAAGCCCAACAAGGUGUACUUGCUGGACGAAGAGGGCAACGUGAAGUUCACCUCGAGCAUCCUGGAGGAGGCACUCAGGGGCGAGGACUACGAUGACACUAUCCCGCCAGCCUUCCUCGCCUUCUCCCCCUCCGCCACCGUCGUCUCUGAGGAGGUGGUGUUCGUUAACUAUGGCUUCUACGAGGACUUUGAGACGCUGCAGAGGGCCGGAGUGGAUGUCUCUGGGCGCAUUGUUAUCGCUAAAUUCGGCAAGAUUUUUAGAGGAGAUAAGGUUCUCAACGCGGAAAGGUUCAACGCUUCGGGCGUCAUCUUGUACACGGACCCCGCGGACUACCACCCAGACUGGCGCAAGGGUGGCGAGGCGUACCCCAGCACCUUUUGGCUUCCAGAGUCAGGCAUCCAGCGAGGCUCUGUCCUAUGGCGCGACGGGGACCCCACCACCCCUUACUACCCGUCCAUUGACGGUUCGCACCACAUAGAUGAAGCCCACGAGAACCUGCCGCGCAUCCCCGCUCACACCAUCAGCUACACGGACGCCAGGAAGCUGCUUGUCAACCUUGGAGGGGCGGAGGUGCCUGAGGCGUGGCGCGGCGGUCUGGACAUAACCUAUAGGAUGGGCCCUCAGAUGCUGCGUCCCGGCUGGAAGGUCAAGCUGGAGGUCAACAACGAGAAGAAGGUCGCCCCGAUUUUCAACGUGGUGGGCGUGGUGCGCGGCAGCGAGGAGCCUGACCGCUAUGUGAUCGUUGGAAACCAUAGGGAUUCGUGGACCUACGGCUCGUGUGACCCUUCCUCCGGCACGGCAGUCAUGAUGGAGAUUCAAAAAGUUACCCUCCCAUCCCUCCCUCUUGCAGGAUGGCGCCCCCGGAGGUCCAUCGUGUUCGGGUCUUGGGGCGCCGGGGAGUUCGGAUUCUUCGGGGCAACGGAGAUGGUGGAGGAGUACCUAAAGACCUUCGAGAACCGUGCCGUGGCCUACCUCAACGUGGACAUCGCCGUGAUCCAGACCUACAACCUGGUGGUGUCCGCCACGCCCAUGCUGCACAGGAUCAUCAAGGAGGCCGCCAAGAGAUCCCCCGCGCCGGAUCCUUCACUGGGGUACAGCAACCUCUGGGAUCACUGGACACAGAGGGAGCGCCCCGCUGCUCCUGAUGCCAUUGACUACAACUUGGGCUCCACCAGUGAACACGCGCCCUUCUACCAGCGCAUCGGGAUCCCUACCUCUUACAUGCUGUGGGAAAUCAACCUGGAGGAGUACGACUGGUCAGACUACCCACUAUACCACAGCACCUUUGACGACUUCGAGUCCAUGGCCACCCUGGACCCCCACUUCUGGUACCACCUGUCCCUGGGUCACCUGUGGGGUCUCACUGCCUUGGGACUCGCGGACGCUCAGGUACUGCCGAUGGACCCCAAUGACGAGGCGACCAUGCUGCGGAGGAUGGCGGAGGGCUUACGGCAGGACUUCGGCACUGAGCUCUCCAAAGGGCGCCUCACUCUGGCUUACCUGGAGUCUCUAGUUGAUCGGUUCGAGCAAGCGGCUGAUAAGUUCAACACCUUUACAAGCAACAUAACAAACGUGACUCCCCUCCUGGCCCGUCAACUUAACGACCAGCUCAUGGCGAUAGAGAAGAGUUACAUAUUCACGGAGGGCAGUUUCCAGCGGCCUUACAUGAAGAAUAUGAUGUUUGGCACGAGUUUGCACAACCAAUACGAGGGAUGGCUCGCCCCUGGGGUCCGCGAUGCCCUGUGGGAGGCGAGGCACUGCAAGGCGGAGUGUGAGGAGGAGUGGGAGGGCGUGAAGCAGCAACUGUCAAUCCUGCAAUACGUGGUCAACUCAGCUGUCAUCAACCUAAAGGACUUCAUGUAUCUAUAAUAAUGCGGCUUUGAGUCAUAAGAACAUUAUAUAAGAGAAUAACACUUUUAUUACAUUAGAGUGGCACAUCAAUAGGCCUUUUUUAUUUUUUAUUUUUUUGUAGCAAUAUACCAAAAUCACUUACAUUAAAAAAAAAGCACGGGAUACUUGUAAGAAAAAGAGUAAUAGGAGUAGGAAAAGGAGUGUUGCUGGUGUGGAAAUGGAAGAGCAAGGCAAGGGUGGGAGGGGAAGACUCGAGUGGUGGAUGGGAGGUGUGAAGGAAGAGAGAAAAACAACUUUUAGUGUGCACGACUGACCUGGUUGGAGGAGAGAUGCCAGAAAUAUACACAGACUCUGCAGGAAGUGAGAUACACAGAGAAACACGAUGAAUAUUCUGGAGACCCGAUUUUUUUUUAUUAUUAUAUUUUCUCUCAUACAGAAAACAACAAAUACUGGCAUGUUUUCUUCCGGGGACGCCCAAAUCGAAUCUGUCUUGUUUGUUUACCUCCGUUUUCUCUCUUCUGUGCUGUCAGGUUCUGUUUUGUUGUACGUCCCUCUGUCUUUCGUUUAUACUGAUUUAUUACCCUUCUCUUUUCAAUCCGUCUUUUUUUUAUACGUCUGUCUAAUUAUUUCUGUUGUAUCACCUUUGUCGUAUCACACCUGUCUAAUUACCAGCGUUAUUACCAUCUAUUAUAAACCCCCCUCUUAUUAUUAUCCUACCUCAUUACCCCUGUCUGUUUACCCCUGUCCUGUCUGUUUACCCCCGUCUUGUCUGUCUUACUGCCCACGUCCCUGAUCCACACUGCCCUGUCACCUCUGGCGGCGGAAUUACGUAUUUACCCAUUAGGCAUUCAGUAGUGUACAAGGAUUCCCAGGCAGCGAGGGAGAGUGCUGUAGUGUUAUUUAUUGGCAAUGGAUAUGUCUGGGAAUGAACUUGAGUUAUAUUGUGCUUGGCCUCGUGAGAUUUGGCUGAUAGGGAAGUGGAAGGAACGGAAGGAGGAGGAGGAGGGAGGAGAGAUAGGGGUGGGUGAAGCGCUGGUGGUGGAGGAAAUAGAACAUUAGAAGGGAAAAGAGAGAAGUGGAUGAAAUGGGAAGAGACUGGCAGGAAAAGAGGGGGAAUAGGAGAGGAGGAAAGAAAGAAUGAGUGAAAGGAAGUGGAAGAUAGUGGAGGGACUAAAAGGGCGUUGGAAGAGAAGAGCGAGAGAAGUGAAGGGAACGAGAAAAGACUGAAAGGAGAGAGAGAGUGAGAGGACGAAGAGGAGGGGGAGAAAACGUGGAUGAAGGGACGAUGAUAGUGGAAGGAAGAGAAGGGCACUGGAAGGGAUGAGAGGUGAAGGGAACGGGAGAGACUGGAGGGAAGGAGGAAGGAAAAAUAAGUGAGAGGAGGAUUUAGGAGGACGGAAGGAUUAAGAGAACUUGGAGGGAAGAGGAGGAAGAAGAGAGAAAAGGGUGGUGAGGAGAACAGGAAGGGGCUAAAGGAAAGGAGAGGACGAUGGAGGGGAACAUGAAAGCAGUGGAGGAGAGGAGAACAUGCUGGAAGGAAAGGGAAGGCAAUAAACAAGAGGAAAAGAAGCUUAAAGCAGGAAUAAGAUAGAAGGAGCAGAGAUAAAGGAGCAUUGGACGGGAUAUCUUGGGAAAGCAAAAGGAUAAACACAAGGAGAGACAAUAAUCAAAGGGAAAAGGGGAAGGAAUGAAAGAGAGAAUAAAAA
Molecule: messenger RNA, 4123 nt
Organism: Scylla paramamosain (green mud crab)
Lineage: Eukaryota; Metazoa; Arthropoda; Malacostraca; Decapoda; Portunidae
Product: glutamate carboxypeptidase 2-like
Exons: 16
Coding region: 159-2435 (758 amino acids)
Molecular function (GO): carboxypeptidase activity
Source: RefSeq, a predicted model, not a curated record